AUGUUCAAUAAUUCAAAUGGUCAAUUUCCACGAUCAAUACCGGGCACCACUAAUGUGGACCCAAGAGAAAUUUUUGGUCAUCCACCUGAACAAGUUGUUUUCCAUCAAAAUCCAAAUAAUUCAGCUGCCUGGUUUCAAUUUAGACCAUCUCCGAUGUCAGUAAUGCAAGAUUUUACUACUGAUCAGAUGAAUUUAAAAACUAAUUCUCAGAAAAACGAAGAAAUUCCAAAAUUUGAUUUUGAAUCAAUCUUAAAAUCACAAAUAAAUCAGAUCAAUCCGACGAGCACGACUCAAAAUAUACAAAGUUCUAAUGAUUUUGAUGCAUUUCUCGGUCUUGAAAAUACAAAACCAGAUAAUUCUCCAUUUUUAACAGAAAAACCUGCUCAAAAUGAAGAAUAUCAUGAUCCUGACUUUGAUGUCUUUAAAAAGCCAAAAGAUUUACUCUCUUUUCAAGAAAAUAUCUCAUCAUCGAAACAAACUGAAACAAAACAGAAUUCUAAUGAUAUUUUUGGACUACUUGAUCAGGUUCAAUCCCAAAAAGCAGUACAAUCAAAUCCUUCAUUAGAUAUUUUAUCAAAUUCUAAUUCAGAUCCAGAUUUUGAUGUUUUCAACAAGAAAUCUGCUUCUAACCAACCUCUUCUCUUUAUUGACUCUGCUACUUCGCAGCCAAAGAAUGAAAUGAAUUUAAUUGACUUUUCAAUUCCAAAAAUACCUCAAAAACAACAAAACAAACAACGGCAUAAUAGUAAUGACUUAAUAAGCUUUGAUAUGACUAAAAGGAAAGAAACAAAUAACUUAAUUCAGUUUAAUAAGAACUUAGAAAAAGAAAAUUUGAAAAAACAGAAAGAAGAAAUAGAAAAACAAAGAAAAUUAGAUGAAAUAAAAAAGAGAAAAGAAGAACAAGAAAAACAAAAGAGAAUUGAAGAAAUGAAAAGAAUGGAAGAAAAACAGAAAGAAGAACAGAGAAGAUUGGAGGAACAAAAGAGAAUUGAAGAAGAAAAACAGAAGAGAAUUGAAGAAGAAAAACAAAAGAAAUUGGAAGAAGAAGAACAGAGAAGAUUGGAGGAACAAAAGAGAAUUGAAGAAGAAAAGCGAAGAGAGGAAUUAGAAAAACUAAAGGAAAUUGAGGAGGAACAAAAAAGACUGAAAGAGAUGAAGAGGAUCGAAGAAGAAAAGAGAUUAAGAGAAGAGCAAGAAAAACAGAAAAUGUUGGAGGAACAAAAGAAAUUGGAAGAAGAAAGAAUUGCAGAGAUGAAGAGAAUUGAAGAAGAAAAAAGACAAAAAGAAGAAUUAGAAAAUAAGAGAAAACUUGAAGAACAAAAACAAAGAGAGGAAUUACAGAAACAGAAAGAAAAAGAAGAAGAACAAAAGAAAAUUGAAGAAGAAAAGAAAUUAAAAGAAGAAAAGCAGAGAAAAUUAGAAGAAGAGAGAAUUGAAGGGGAAAAACAUAAAGAAGAAUUAAAGAGACAAAGGAAAAUAAAUGAGGAAGAAGAAGAAAACCAGAAGAAACUAGAAGAAAAAGUUUUGUUUGAAAAUACAAAAUCAGAAACAAAUAAUAUAAAAACAUUCUUUUCUUCUGAUGAAGAUAAUACAAAUCAAGAAGAAGUUAAAUGGGAGUUUGGAGAUGAUAAAGAGUUUGAAGGAAUGGAAGUUGUUGAUCUUCUCUCUAAAGAUAACGAUUCUGAAGAAGAAAACGAGAUAAAUAAUGCUGUUUCAAGAGAUGUAGAUUUGAAUUUAAUUGAAGAACAAAGUGAAAACAAAGAAAAUUCAUCAAAUCAAACAAAAUCUGAAGCAAAAUUUUCUGAUUUUGGAGAAUCUUUGAUCAAAAAAGAAGAAAAUCAAACAAUUUCUUUUCAAUUUGAUGAAAACAAAAAUGAUAAUUUGGGAGGAUUUUUCUCAUUUGAUGACGAAAAGAAGGAAGAAACUAAACUUGAUGAACCCAUAAUCAAUAAAGAAGAGAACAAUUCUUUAUUUGAAAACAGUGAAAAAGAAACAGAUAACUUAGGAGGAUGCUUUAGUUUCGAUGAGAAUGAAACAGAAACAAAAAUAAGUGAAAUGAAAGAAUCAUCAAUUAAAACAGAAGAAAUUAAACCAUCUUUUCAAUCUUUAGAAGAAAACAUUAAAACAAGUGAUAAAGAUGGAUUCAAUCCUUCUUUCCCAACAGAAGAUCAAUUAAAUAAUGAGAUUUCAAAACAAGAAACAGAUAAUUUAGGAGGAUCUUUCGAUUUUGAUGAAACAGAAACUAAAAUCAGUGAAAUGAAAGAAUCAUCAAUUAAAAAUGAAGAAUUUGAAUUUCCAUCUGAUCUUCAUUAUGAAGAAAAAUCUAAAGAAGAAAAUAAAUCUAAAACAGAAACAAAAAUAAGUAACUUACAAGAAUCUUUGAUUCAGAAAGAAGAAUUCAAUCCUUCCUUCCCAGCUGAAGAUCAAUUUGGAGAUAAAUCAACAUCUGAAACAGAUAAUUUGGGUGGUUUCUUUGAUUUUGGUGAAAAUGAAAAAGAUAAAUUUGAAAAUAAUGAAACAGAAACAAAAGUUAGCGAAAUGAAAGAGUCAUUAAUUAAAAGUGAAGAAAAUACUAAUUCUCUUCCUUCAGAAAUUCAUUUCGAAGAUAAUUCAAAAGAAGAAAAUCACUCUGAAACAGAAACAAAAAUCAAUGAUUUGCAAGAAUCUUUAAUCGAAAAAGAGGAAUUUAAUCCUUCUUUUCCAGAAGAAUUUCAAUUUAAUAUUUCCAAACCAGAAACAGAAAAUUUGGGAGGAUUCUUCGAUUUCGAUGAAAAUGAAAAAGAUAAAAUUGAAAAUAAUGAAACAGAAACUAAAAUCAGUGAAAUGAAAGAAUCAUCAAUUAAAAAUGAAGAAUUUGAUUUUCCAUCUGAUCUUCAUUUUGAAGAAAAAUCAAAAGAAGAAAAUAAAUCUAAAACAGAAACAAAAAUAAGUGGAUUACAAGAAUCUUUGAUUCAGAAAGAAGAAUUCAAUCCUUCUUUUCCAGAAGAAUUUCAAUUUAAUAUUUCCAAACCAGAAACAGAAAAUUUGGGAGGAUUCUUCGAUUUCGAUGAAAAUGAAAAAGAAGAAACUCAAAAUACAACAGAAGAAAAAACUAAAUCAGAAACAAAAAUUAGUGAUUUACAAGAAUCUUCAAUCAAUAAAGAGGAAAUCGAAAUCUCUUUCCCAACAGAAGAUCAAUUCCAUUCUGAAAAUCAAGAAGAAACAAAAGAUGAAACAGAAAAUCAACUUCAAAAUGAAAAUAAUGAGAACCAAUUAGAAGAAAAAGAAGAAAAUGAAUUCGGAAUUUCUUUCCCAACAGAAGAAUUUAAUGUUUCUUUCCCAACUGAAAAUGCUUCCGAACUCAAAACAGAUAAUUUAAGCAACUUCUUUUCUUCAGAUGAUGAAAAGGAAAAAGAAUCAGUCAACGUUUCUUUCCCAACAGAAAAUCUUAUGGAUGAAGAAAACCACGAAAAAUCAGAAAUAACUCCUGAAAUUUCGUUCCAAACUGAAGAAAAAGAAAAUGAAGUAGAAAAUUCUGAGAACUUCGAUAUUUCUGAAUUCAAAAUUCACUUUUUCGAUCCAGAAAAAGAAGCAAAAUCAUUUAAUGACAACCUAAUUCUCAAAAACAACUUCGCAACAACGAAAUUCAAAGUUCUUCAGGAUCAAUACGAACAGAAGCAAAAAGCAAACGAAAAUAACUUAACAAUAGAACAAAUAAACAACAUGAUUGUCAAUGAGAACUCUCAGUCUACUUCUGUUGUUUUCGUGAACGAAAGCCAAACUCAUGACGAAGUAACAAACUUGAAUGAAACAGAAGAAAUUGGAAAUUUGGAAAUUGAUGAAAUAAUUGAACCUAAAAAUCUCCAAAUUGACAACGAAGAAAUCAACUCAAUAAAAGAAAUCACAGCGAAAGAAGAACAAAAUAAAGAAGAAAUAAACAUUACCAAACCAGAAAAUGAAGAAAGCAAAUUAGCUCAAGAAGAAUCACAUAAAGAACCAGAAGAAACACCAAUGAAUGAAGCAGAAGAAGAAAAUCAAGAAAAGUGGAUAGAUAAUAAUCCGAAUGAAAGUGUUGAAUUUACAGAAGAAUUCGAGAAUUUUGUUGAAAAAAUAGAAAAUGAAGAAAAAGAAACGAAUGAAUCUUCUCAUUCAGUAGAAACUCAUAAUAGUCGAAGUAUUGAUGAUAUAGAAGCAGAUACAAAUCUCUUUAUUUUCCCAGAGUUCAUUCCAUUGGAUGAAUCAAUAGAAAUUGAAGAAGAGGAAAAAGAGGAAAAUGAUGAUAACUCUAAUUUUGUUUCUUCUUAUAUCAAUAAAAUCAAGAAGAUGAAAGAAAAAGCACAACUCAAGCCAAUCAAAGAAACAAUCUCUUAUAAGAUUUUCGAUCAAUACUUCAGAGAAAACUUUAAAUAA
Molecule: messenger RNA, 4389 nt
Organism: Trichomonas vaginalis G3
Lineage: Eukaryota; Parabasalia; Trichomonadida; Trichomonadidae
Product: cytoskeletal protein binding
Exons: 1
Coding region: 1-4389 (1462 amino acids)
Source: RefSeq, a predicted model, not a curated record